AUUUUCAACUGCAAAACAAACAAAUGCCAUAAGUUAAAGUAAUUUGCAUUUAAUUUUAGUAAUUUCACCAAUCACAAAUCUUAAUUACCAGCCAGAGCGACAGCUGUGCUUCACUUGGCUAGAAAAUGCGUCCUUUCAAUGCCGGCGAUUGCCUGAGGCCAGUCGGGAACUCCAUCAACCGUGCCUUCGGAAAUAAAGAGCCUUGGCAGAUCGCAGCGAUUACGGCGACAACUGUGUUCGGCUUCGUUUGGAUCUGGACAGAGCUAAGCAAGGAUGAGGGUUUCUAUGUGCGCGGCAAGCGUCAGUUCUUUAAGUUGGCCAAAAAGCUACCAGCUGUUCGCCGGCGCGUGGAGAAGGAACUGAAGAAGGCUAAGGACGAUUUUGAGUCGGAUAUUAAGAAUAGCAAUCAGCACCUGCAAUACUCGAUACGUCUACCCGAGAAGGGUUUGUCCAAGGAGCAGAUUCUCAGCCUCGUGGACGAGCAUCUCAAGGCUGGUCACUAUAGCUGGCGUGAUGGGCGUGUUUCAGGCGCUGUGUACGGCUACAAUCCAGAGCUUGUGGAGCUGGUGAAAGAGGUUUAUGGCAAGGCUUCCUACACGAAUCCUCUCCAUGCUGACCUAUUCCCAGGCGUGUGCAAAAUGGAAGCCGAAGUGGUGCGCAUGGCCUGUACGUUGUUCCAUGGUAAUGCGGACAGCUGCGGUACAAUGACCACCGGCGGCACAGAGUCCAUUUGCAUGGCCAUGAAGGCGUAUCGGGACUAUGCACGCGAGGUGAAGGGCAUCACUCAGCCCAACAUUGUGGUUCCUCGUACAGUGCAUGCAGCCUUUGACAAGGGCGGCCAAUACUUCAAUAUACACGUGCGUUACGUGGACGUCGAUCCGGAGACCUAUGAAGUGGACAUUAAGAAGUUCAAACGUGCCAUCAAUUCCAACACCAUUCUGCUUGUUGGCUCUGCGCCCAAUUUCCCAUAUGGUACCAUGGACGACAUCGAAGCAAUUGCCGCCUUGGGCGUUAAGUACGAUAUUCCUGUGCAUGUGGACGCUUGUCUGGGCAGCUUUGUCGUCGCUCUGGUGCGCCAUGCUGGCUAUCAGCUGCGACCCUUUGACUUUGCUGUGAAGGGCGUGACGAGUAUCUCGGCCGAUACGCAUAAAUAUGGUUUUGCACCUAAGGGCUCUUCGGUCAUCAUGUAUUCAGAAAAGAAGUUCAAGGAUCAUCAGUUCACGGUUACAACCGAUUGGCCUGGCGGCGUCUACGGCUCACCCACUGUGAAUGGCUCCCGUGCUGGCGGCAUCAUAGCCGCCUGUUGGGCAACGAUGAUGAACUUUGGUUACGAGGGCUAUCUGGAGGCUACCAAACGCAUUGUCGACACCGCGCGUUAUGUCGAGCGGGGCGUGCGUCAGAUCGAUGGCAUAUUCGUCUUUGGCAAGCCAGCCACGUCUGUUAUUGCCAUGGGCUCGAAUGUAUUUGAUAUUUUCCGACUCUCAGAUGCGCUAUGUAAGCUAGGCUGGAAUCUAAACGCUCUUCAGUUCCCCUCUGGUAUACACAUCUGCAUCACGGACAUGCACACACGUCCAGGUGUCGCGGACAAGUUUUUGGCUGACUUGCGCACCUGCACGGAGGAGAUUAUGAAGGAUCCUGGCCAGCCGGUGGUUGGCAAAAUGGCUCUGUAUGGCAUGGCCCAGAGCAUACCAGACCGUUCGGUCAUUGGCGAGGUCACACGCCUGUUCCUACACUCGAUGUACUAUACGCCUGAAAAAUGAGAACGAAAUCAACGUCAGCAUUGCAGAGCACGUAUAUAUUUCUAGUGCAAUAUUCCAUACCACCACCUAUACCCGAUACUUGUUGCUGUUAUUGUUCCCACUCGAAGUAUCUACAUAGCAUUUAAUAAUAAUGCAUCAAUAUCUUAUUGUAACUAGGGUACAAAGUGUUUGUUAAUGAAAUUUAUUGAUAUCAAUGUCUGUGUACAUGCGUAUUUGUCUGUGAAGCUCAAGACCAUGUUA
This is a messenger RNA of Drosophila navojoa, 2000 nucleotides long. RefSeq names its product Sphingosine-1-phosphate lyase (gene Sply). Gene Ontology annotation, cellular component: endoplasmic reticulum. The record is from RefSeq and is a predicted model, not a curated record. NCBI's taxonomy places the organism in Eukaryota, Metazoa, Arthropoda, Insecta, Diptera, Drosophilidae. Gene Ontology annotation, biological process: carboxylic acid metabolic process; sphingolipid catabolic process. Gene Ontology annotation, molecular function: sphinganine-1-phosphate aldolase activity; pyridoxal phosphate binding.